CGGAUUAGGCUACUCCAUUUUACUUAAAAUUUUUGACUCAAAACGGAGUAGCUAAAUCCGUCUUGCACUGUGAGGAAAAAAAUGUCUGACUUACACUUCUAGGAAUGGAAAAUUUAUUAUUUACAUAAUAAAUUACUCCUUGAUUUAUGACUCUAAACAAUUUCCGAAUUUACAAGUCGAUCUCGACAUGGCCAUCCGAUUCACAUCUCGCUUGGCCUCUAGGCUCCUCCGCUCCGCCACCACCUCUAGUACCGCCGCCGCCGCCACUUCUAGUGCCGCCGCAGCCACCAGGUUUCCAAGAUCUCUUCUUUUAGUCUCUCUUCUCCAAUCCCAUUCCCAUCCAUCCCAUGCGCUCUCCCAUGGCACCCUAUUUUUCCGAUCCUUAUCCACCCUGAGCCGUCCGAGCCGUCCCCAUCGCUCAGCCCGGCCAGAUAUUGGCGCUCGGGCCAGGCAGAUGCAGACACGACGUCUCUGGACUUACGCCCUAUCCUUAAGCUGCAUUGCUGGAUUUAUCAUCAUCAUUCUUAACCAGUUCCAAGACCAGCUCGUUUUCUAUGUGACCCCGACGGAUGCGUUAGCAAAGUACACCGCGAACCCCACCAGGUCAAAGAUCAGGCUCGGCGCGCUGGUAUUGGAGGGCAGUGUGGAGCAGAUUCCUUCAUCUCUAGAGAUGGAGUUCAUGGUGACCGACUUAAUAACUGACAUUUUGGUAAGAUACGAGGGAUCGCUGCCGGAUCUUUUCCGGGAGGGUCAUUAUGUUGUUGUAGAGGGGUUUAUAAAGCCGUACACAGAAGAGAUGAAGAAGAAGGAUGAGGGGAUGUUGAGAGAGAACAAGUCCAUGAUCACAGAGAAGGCCAGAAGUGGAAACUGUUAUUUUGAGGCUUCAGAAGUGCUGGCUAAGCACGAUGAGAAGUAUAUGUCGCAAGAAGUUGCUGCUGCCUUGGAGAAGAAUAAGAAAAUGCUAGAGCAGCAACGGAAGGAGGAAUGCGGGAGCGAAGCUAUACCCAAUGUGGAAAGGGAGAGCAAAACUAUACCCAAAGUGGAAAGCCGGAGCGAAACUAUACCCAAAGCGUAAAGGGAUUAAUCAUGCCCUCAGUCACUGGUCUGAUAAUUUUUUUUACAAAUGAACUCUUUAGCACUUCAAUGGACAUGUAUGUUUAUGCUUGAUUACAGAGUGCUGUUCUUUGACAUCACAGUCAGGGAGAUCAAAGAAGAGAUAUAGGCAAAUUUUUUAAGACAGGAGUUUAUUUUGAUGUUGUUCCAGGUGUGUGUUUGUUCUAAAGCAAGUACAACCUAUUGUAUUGCCCCUAUAAAAUGGUGUGGGCUACAAAAUAUGUACUGAUUUUGGCCAAGUUGCUAAUAAAUGAAUUAUGGUUCUAAGG
Molecule: messenger RNA, 1382 nt
Organism: Cuscuta campestris
Lineage: Eukaryota; Viridiplantae; Streptophyta; Magnoliopsida; Solanales; Convolvulaceae
Source: the annotation of a GenBank genome assembly